CAUAUUUAACAAACGGAUCAUCUGAAACCAAAAACAGCGCCUUCCCAAAAUCUGGCAUAACCAGGAAGUACUGAGGUGUCACAUGAUUGUAGAAAAAUGGCUGCGGUACAGUGGCGUUCCUGCGGGCGCAACUAUGAGGCAGAGCUGCAGAAAUAUCGUCCUGAAGCCGCUCUGGUUGAGUUUGGAGACUACCAUCCCCUCAAACCCAUCAUGGUGACCGAUACAAAGACCCGCCGCGGGACUCGUAAAGGCAGCACGUCCUCGUCUUCCUCCUCCUCCUCCUCAGUGCCCCCGGAUCCCCUCAGCUCCAUGAUAGAUGGUACCGACCCCCUCUCCAUGUUUGCCGCAGCCUCGGCCGGUGACACUCCUGCCAUGUCACACAGCGCCUCCACAGGGGACCUGGGGAGGAAGAAGAAGGAGAAGGAGGAAGAGGCGGUGGGACCAGACUUUGAGCCGUGGUCGGCAAAACGAGGAGAAAUCCUUGCCAGGUUCACCACCAACGAAAAACUCUCAAUUAAUCUUUUCAUGGGUUCUGAUAGAGGAAAAGCACCAAGUCCAGGAUCCUCAGCUGUUUCAGAGAAAGUUCGUACUCGCCUGGAGGAGCUGGAUGAUCUGGAGGAGGGUUCCCAGAGAGAGCUGCUGAACCUCUCCCAGCAGGAUUACGCCAACCGCAUCGAGGAGCUGAACCAGUCCCUGAAGGAGGCCUGGGCGUCUGACCAGAAGGUCAAAGCCCUGAAGAUCGUCAUCCAGUGCUCUAAGCUCCUGUCCGACACCUCUGUGAUCCAGUUCUACCCCAGCAAGUUUGUUCUCAUCACCGAUAUCCUCGACACUUUCGGCCGGCUGGUGUACGAUAGAAUCUGGACCAUGUGUUCAGACCCUCGACCCCUACCAGACUCGUUCACAGUUGAAGAUGUGAAUGACACGGCCAAGGAGACGUGCCUCAACUGGUUCUUUAAGAUCGCCUCCAUCCGAGAGCUUCUGCCCAGACUAUACGUUGAGGCUGCCAUUCUCAAGUGCAACCGCUUCCUGACCAAAUCCGGGAUUCAGGAGACGCUCCCUCGGUUGACAGCCAUGAUUAGAGGGAUCGGAGACCCCCUGGUGGCGACGUAUACCAGAGCUUACCUCUGCAGGGUGGGCAUGGAAGUCGCCCCCCACCUGAAAGACAGCCUGAACCGCAACUUCUUCGACCUGCUGGGCACCUUCCGGCAGGUCAGCGGAGAGAGCGUCCAGAACCAGCUGGUCCUGCAGAGGGUGGAGAUGCCCGAGUACCUGACACUUUAUUCGCCCGCCAUCAACUGGAUCCUGCAGUGCAUCGCCUACAGAGCUCCAGAGCCUCUGCUAACAGAGAUGAUGGAGAGAUGCAAGAAGCUGGGGAACAACGCCUUGCUGCUGAAUUCAGUCAUGAGGGCGUUCAGGCCAGAGUUUGUUGCAGCCAGAGCCACAGACUUCAUCAGUAUGAUCAAAGACUGCGACGAGGCCGGCUUCCCAAAGCACCUGUUGUUUGGGUCUCUGGGUCGCAGUCUUGCGUGUGCUGACCCUCCAGAAUCCGAGAGACUGACGAUCCUCAAUGAAGCCUGGAAAGUCGUCACCAAAGUCCGCAGUCCACAGGAUUACAUCAACUGUGCUGAGAUCUGGGUGGAGUUCACCUGCCGACACUUUACAAAGCGUGAGGCUAACACCGUUUUGGCUGACAUCAUCAAACACAUGACCCCUGACCGCGCGUUUGAGGACGCUUAUCCUCAGCUGCAGUCAGUCAUCAGGAAGAUCCUCACCUACUUCCACGACUUCUCCAUCCUUUUCUCCAUGGAGCGUUUCCUGCCGUUCCUAGACAUGUUCCAGAAGGACAGCGUGAGGGUGGAGGUCUGCAGAUCCAUCAUGGAGGUCUUCAUCAAACAUCAGGUGGAACACACCAGAGACCCGGUCAUCCUCAAUGCCAUGUUGCACAUCUGCAAGACCAUGCACGACUCUGUCAACGCUCUCACUCUUGAGGAUGAGAAAAGAUCUUUGGCUCUGCUGAUCAUUGGCUUCAUCCGCAUGGUUUCUUUUGGCCGUGACUUUGAGCAGCAGUUGAGUUUCUGUGUGGAGGCCCGAGCCACCUUCUGUAACCUGGAGCCUGUACUCGUGCAGCUCAUUCACACGGUGAACCAGCUGGCGAUGGAGACCAGUAGGGUGAUGAGAGGCAGUCACUCCAGAAAAACGGCAGCGUUCGUCAGGGCGUGUGCGGCCUACAGUUUCAUCACCAUCCCGUCUCUCAGCAGCAUCUUCAGCCGUCUCAGCCUCUAUCUGCUGUCUGGUCAGGUUGCGUUGGCAAACCAGUGUCUCUCCCAGGCGGAUGCUUUCCUAAAGGCAGCGGUCAGUCUUCUUCCAGAGGUUCCCCGCUCCAUCAGUGUGGAGGGGAAACUUCGCUCUUCGGAGAGCUUCCUGCUGGACUUCAUCAACAACUUCCUGUCUACGCUGCUGGUUGUCCCGGACCAUCCAGAGCAUGGCGUGCUCUACCUAGUCCGCGGUCUGCUCAACAUGGUGCAGGAUUACACCUGGGAGGAGAACAGCGACGCCAAGGUGCGGGUCUACAUCAGCGCUCUGCCACUGCUGGCCGCCAUGAGCCAGGAAACCUACCUCUACUCCAUCCCUAAAGUGGACUCCAAUGAGACUCUUUAUGGAGGAGACCCCAAGUUUCUAUCAGAGAUCAACAAACUGUGUGAAACUCUGAUCGGGCAGAUCCUGGACCACCUGAAGGGACUAGGUCGGGACGAGCAGAGCACACGGCGUCAAGGCACUCUGGCCUUUUCCCUGUUCGGUGUCCUGCUGGCUCAUGGUGACCUGAGGAACAACAAGCUGAGCCAGCUGGCCAUCAACCUGUGGAACCUCAGCCACAAACACGGAUACUGUGAGACCCGUAUGUCAGUUCGGACCCUGGAGUACAUCAAACACCAAGCUCAGCUGCCUGACAUGAGUCACCUGUCAGACACAGUCCAGAGGCUGGCACUGCAGUCCCGCACCUGAACAUCACCCUCAACAAACUUUGUAAAAUGUUUGUAUAAAUAAAAGAUAACAAGAAGUACAAGAAAAAAAAUAUGCCUUAAUGUAUUUUGCGUGAGGACACUUUGUGAACAUUUGAAAGGGUGUGACUGGAUAAAAAGCACCUUUGGAUACAUCAUUUUACAUUUUGGUACUAAAUAUUUACAGUUUGGAUACCUGUAGACUGAAGUAACAGAAAGCUGUUCUUGUGCCAAAACUCCUUGUCUUUGCAAUGUUCAAGCCUAAAUAUAGCACGUAAUUAAACUAUCAUAGGACAAACUGAAACCUUUAAUUAAAUAGUUCAUUCAGUUUUCUUCAUUUGUCAUUUUUAGUGUCAAAAUUGGAGUCAGAUGAACUAAAACAAGCUACCAAACCCUUAACUGAAGGAUCAAAUGAUUCAAAGUCUGCGAAGGGAGACAAAUGACAUUUCUCUGCAUGUAUACUGCUUUUCUGUCGCAGGUGGGUGACUUUAAUACAAAAAGAGCAUCAUAUCUGCAAAGUUUUUGCCUAAUUUCAAAGUAAAAUUACUUCAAUCACUGGAAAACUCGCUGCUGCAGCAUUCAUUGUUUUGUUUUUUUUGGCAGUUAUACAUCUGUCAGUACUGCAAGCUCAAGCUUUGCUGUCAUUUCCACUUGCGUUGUUACCUGCAGUUUUCCCCUGCACCUUAAAAAACAGUUAUCUGUAUUGCUACAUAAUCUAGUAGCAUGCAUGCAAUUUAUACAAUGUAUUAUCUGUUUAAUAUGUGCAUUUGUAGAAAUAAAUAUUCACCUUUCUUUGCAUUUAAACAUCAA
Molecule: messenger RNA, 3809 nt
Organism: Micropterus salmoides (largemouth bass)
Lineage: Eukaryota; Metazoa; Chordata; Actinopteri; Centrarchiformes; Centrarchidae
Gene: vps35l
Product: VPS35 endosomal protein sorting factor like
Exons: 30
Coding region: 97-3003 (968 amino acids)
Biological process (GO): endocytic recycling
Cellular component (GO): endosome
Source: RefSeq, a predicted model, not a curated record